This is a messenger RNA of Mercenaria mercenaria, 4309 nucleotides long. RefSeq lists its product as uncharacterized. The record is from RefSeq and is a predicted model, not a curated record. Gene Ontology annotation, cellular component: ciliary inversin compartment. The transcript is spliced from 4 exons. Lineage: Eukaryota; Metazoa; Mollusca; Bivalvia; Venerida; Veneridae. Gene Ontology annotation, molecular function: protein binding. The coding region runs from base 1377 to 3338 and encodes 653 amino acids. Gene Ontology annotation, biological process: protein localization to ciliary inversin compartment.
ACCAUAACGGUACAUAUACGGGCAUUAUUAUUUCUCUGCUUGUCUAGCUUAUAUAGUUUGUUUUCGGGAUUUACAUAUAGAAUUCAUGUUCCAUUCUACUAUAAUUUUCAGUAAAAACUUAAAAUGUCAAAAUGUCUAUGUACCUGACGGCAAAUAGUGUUGAAAUAUUGCCAGACGUACUAAUUUUGCGUGUUUUGGAAGGCUAGGCACUUUUACGAGAGAUUAAAUGUUUGAAGGGAUGAUUGGCGGAAUAUCUUCUCCAUGUUCGCUGCAAUAAGGUGUCUUUUCUAUCAAAAUAGAGUUGGAAGCAUUAAGAAGACUCCAAGUGCACCCACUCACUGGUGAAACUCCACAAUCAUUAAUGGAACUUGAAUCUCCUGUUUCGGUAAAUAUCGACGGAGAAAUGAAGGUACCUAGCCGUAACUGAAUUCUAUGGUAUUAUCUUUGCAACCCAACUUACAACAUGCUUGCAACAUCGUUUGAUUUUGGUGUAUCUACCAUCAAAGAUGAGGUUUGCUUCGUUUUGUUAUAUAUACUGAGCAAAACUUCCAACUAGACCCUUGAAGAAUGUAGAUAUCUUUUUUAUUUUAAAAGUUACCUCGCCAGUGAAAUGGAAAAAUUGGAACAUCGAUUAGAUACAUUCCACUCGUGUAUAGAACGUCAGCAUACGAAUUGCUGUGAAUCGGCCAUCAACAGCGACUCAAACAUUGUGAACGUUUGCAAUGAAAAGGGAGAAACAGCUCUUCAUAUAGCAUGCAAGCAUCAUGACAUAAAUGCUGUCACUCACCGUAUUCUAUCAGCAGUUACAAAUAUUAAUGUGCAAAAUUAUUGGGGACAGACUCCACUGCACUAUGCUGCUGCGGCAAGGUCUGUGAAAACGAUGAAACUUAUCCUUCACGUACCGGGAAUAGAUCUUAGUUGCAAAGAUGUCAACGGUUACACUGCACUACAUACGUUUGUAAUUUCUAGUCAGGAAUUUGACGACAACUGGAAAGAAGGAUUAAAACUUUUAGCUGAAGCAAACAUUGAUAUUAACGCUAAAACGAAUUAUGGCCAGACUGUUCUCCAUCUAACAUCAUUUCAAGAUGAUAAUACAAAGAUGUUGGGCCAUAUUAUGAGAAAAUGUCAAACUCUUGAUUUGAACACAUUAAAUAGCUUUGGUGAAAACUUUUUACACAUUUACUGUGUAACGGAGAUCGGUCAUGACUGUAUCAGUUUGUUUGAACAAAUCGAACAGAUAGACAAGUCAGUUUUAUUGAAAUUACUCAAUCAACAGAACGUCUACGGAUUGUCUCCAUGGUGUCUCAUGGUAGAAAAUGGAGAAAUGUUUUGUGAACAUCUCAAAAUGAUAAUUGAAACGCACGGCGUGUCUGUCAAUGACAACUGACAAUCUUGGUAACACUGUAUUACAUCGUUGUGUUGGAAAAGGUGGCUCAAGUUCAGAUAACAUGUUAGAAAUUUAUAAACUACUGAUAAAGAACAGUAUCAACGUUAAUUGCAGAAACGUCUUCGGUCAUUCUGCUGGAGCAUUGUUAUAUAUGGAUGACGUAUGUAAAGUCUUAUUACAAGGUAAAUUUGAUUUUACAGCACCAGACCGUUGGGGCAGGAUCCCAUUGAUUAACGUUAUGAAUCAAAACGCACGUCCCAUUGUUUUGGAAACGAUGCUACAAACCCAUCCCUUUACGGUCAACUUGAGAGAUAUUUACGAAUCAACACCGUUGCAUUAUGCCGCAUACAGUGGAACAGAGGAAUACGUGGAAGUACUGCUGAAACAUGGUGCCGAUUUAAAUGCAAAAGAUGCAUUGGGGGACUUUCCAAUAGAUACCGCCUUUCGUCAUGGAAAGCAGGCAUGUUGGAAAUUAUUAGCUAAACAUAUGCAUUUGAAAACAUUAAAUGAAAAGAUUUUUCUUCAUGAAGCUCGACAUGUGACAUUGAACUUAUCCUCUUUAUAUAAAGUUCCAAUGAAUGAUCUACUGGACGGGUUUCCAAAAAAUAUGGAUACUUUUGCAGCAGAUGCUCUGAAAAAUAAAUAUAAACGGGGCAUACUGCAUGACGUCGACGCUGAAAUAAUAGAAGUAAAGAAUAUUGUUGCGUCUGUAAGAGAACACGUUCAUGAGAUUUGUGAGAUUGUUAGAGGAUACGACUCUAGGUUUCGUAUGUCUGUAUUCCCAACCGGAAGUUCAGCAGAAGGUACAAAAGUAGGACCACCUGACGAAUUCGACUUUGCACUUUGCAUCGAAAAUCUGAGUGCAAAUUGUGUUAUAGAAACUUCGGCUGAAAUUGACGGUUAUGCUUGUCUCAAGUUCAAGGACAGUCCUAUUUCUGGCGAUUAUAUUGCGUUCUCUGAUUCGGACCGUUAUUUUCUGGCGCUUCCAUUUCUUCACUAUCUUUUCAGAUAUAUAAGAAGGGCUCUGAGCGAGAGACGACUGUGGGAAAAGAGUAACCUUCACAGAAGACAUGAAGACAAAUUCCGUGUGACAAGCAGGAAACCAGUUUUCAAUUAUGAUCUUUACUGGACUGGUGCUGUCUUCAAGCACCUGCAAAUUAGCAUCGACCUUGUACCAACAGUAUAUCAAAGUGGAUGGUGGCCAAGUCAUUUCAGAUUUGACCGUAUGAAACUAAUGAACGAGAAAGUAAAGGCGGCUGGCUGCUUCAUACUGAUGCAAACGGAGGAAAACAGCUUUGAUCAAGGAUGGCAUCAAAUGAAUGAUUCGAUUAGCUUGACUUGCAAUCUAUCAUAUGAACAGAACCGGAAUCGGCUCCUUCAAAUAAGCGUUGCUCCAGCAGAAAUUACCCUGAUACAAUCUCUUCCAGAGGUAUAUCGUCAAGCAUAUGCUUUAGCAAAGAUUGUGAAAAGUGAGGCUCUUUGCCCAAAUGUCCAAAUUGACAUACGGCCAGUGGGUAUUAAGCUUAAUUCUAAAGUGUCUUACAGAACGCACCGAAACCACUCUUUGUUUUUCCCUGCUAUAAAGCCCUCAGCAAUCAUGAAAAGCUACUGGUUGAAAAAUUGUUUGUUUUACGUUGCUGAUGAAAUUCAAACGCAGUGCACAUCUCUGGAUAAAAGUUAUCUCCAAAUAACAAUCCUAGUUUACCAAAAACUUCUAGAUUUUGCAGCUUCGUGGAAUUUUCAGCCAUAUAUUCUUCAAUCGUCCGAGUUGUUUGAGUUAGCCAGAGGAAAUUCCUAUUUUGAAGUAUUUAUUUCCAGAAUGAUAAUAUGCAUAAACGUGGUGCUUGCAAUUUUAGGACAACAAUUUCCAAAAGAAAAUGACGUUAAAACGCUGUUAGAUACAUGUAGAAAAAAUCGUGCAGUUCUUGAACUGAAGCGCCUAACAUACUAGCUAAUUUAUGUUAGGGUAGAGGUGUUAAGUGGACAAGGACUUAUCAGCACAUUGCUAUAGGUUUUAGCUGAGACGGGAUGGAAAUAACUUUUAUCUUCUAACUGUGUUAAACCAUAUUUAAAGUGUUGUUAUAGUGACUGCUUUUUAAUGAUAAAUUGUCAUUUGAUUGCAAAAGUCAUGAAAAUUACAAGAAGUGUAUAAUUUGGACGGUGGUCGGACUACCAUUUUUGAACUGACAUUCAACUUUAAGGACAAAAUGUUCGGCUGGGCCUAACACAACCACAUGUAAUCUAAUACAGUUUUAUAGUAUUGAAAAGGUUGAUUGAGAAUCGAAUUCCAAUUUUUUACAACCUCUUAAAAUACAACUUUUUAUAAAACAAAUGAUACCCGGUUAGACUAAAGCAGGUUUACUGAGAUUUUAAGUUAGACAAUUCCAUAAUAUUCUGUCUAUUUAUUAAACUCAAAAACAUAAAGUCAGCGGUCAAGUGAUUUUCCAGUACAAAUGAUAUCAUAUGGUAGAUUCAAUUCACAAAUUAAUUGAUAUUAUACAUGUUUUAGAUUUCUAUAUGUUUUGCCAACGCCAUUUAUAUUACAUUUUAAGGAACACAACUUCAUAAGUAUCUAACGAAUCACAAGUACAUGUUAAGAUCUAUUGAAACUGGCAGGCUUAAUUUAAAUUUUAACUUUUAGCCAUUUGAACUAUAAAUUAUUUGGCAAUGCUGUCGAAACCUCAGAAAAUAUUAUGACAGUCUAUUCUUUCUUUAUUUGUUUUUUUUAUAAUGUCUUAGUUUAUAUAAAGGCAAUAUAUGUAUAGAAAAUAAAGUAUAGAUUUAAAAAAGCUUUCAAAGUAUUAAAGCUCUUUUGUCAAUUUAGACUGUACCUGUAUACUACUUGUAUCCCCAUUUGUGUAUGUCAGCUUCUGUACACAUGUAUCAAUAAUGUAAACUGCUCUGAUUAAAUGUGGAAAUGCG